AACGGCUCCGCCUCGGUGAGGUUUCGUGUCUUGAUUCUCUGAGGAGGGUAAGAAAUUCGCGCGGAGGUUUCCGCAAAAAAGAGCAACGAGGCAAACAGGUUCACCCGCUUGUCUUGCCAGCGGCCUGACCUAAAUUUCUGCAAGCUGGUUGGGGCUCUCUCGCGAGUGGCCCGACACUCCUCUUUCGUUACCCUUUGUUGUCGUGCGUUUUUUGAAUUGCUGCCUUCUCGAGGUUUGUCUGUAGAUCCCGACGCAACCGUUUUCCCCCGUUUCUUUGGGGACUUAACGUCUCUUCUCGGGCGGUGAGACAAUGGGAUCUGCGGCUAGCGCUACCACGCCUUGCCGCGGCUGCACCAGCCGCUGCCCACCGAGUGGCUCUCUUCACUCGGAGCAGAAAACCGUACACUUGUCUAGGAGUUUCAGUCUCCUCUUUUCACUCACAUUUGUCUUCCUUGCUUCUGUUCUCGAUGGCCGCUGGCGGAUCCUUGGGCACGCGCUGGCCCUGCGGGCAGCAGUGCGGGAGGACAGCGCGCUCCAAGCCCCGACUGCCACGGCGAUGACCCCACUAACCAACGGACAGGUUGUGGAGAUGACGGCCCCCACCUUCCACAGCGUGCGCACUUGGUGCUCCAUGUAUCAGUCCCAGUGGCAGGUUUUCAACCAAAUGUGCCUGAACAAGGAGAUGAGCGAUACAUUCAAACAAGCUGCUGCAGUCGGAGAAAGCGCCCUAUUCGACUUCCGGGAAUACUCUGGAUUACAAGUGCAGAGCGAUGUCGGCGUCGUGCCGGGCACGAAUGCUCCCGUUCGGAUUGUGAACGACCCCAACUCUCCAACGCAUGCAGCGAAGUACAUCUAUGGCGUCAUUUGCACUGGCGAACUGAAUUACGCCUGCAAGAAAGUCCUGGAAGCCAACGUGAGCACGGAGACGACAGACACGAUUGCUGUGCCUACAUCAGAAGAAGUGGACCGAAUUCUGGAACAUUUCGACAGGGAGACGCCUCUAGAGGCCGCUGCGCGUGCACAGGUGGCGGAGCAAAUGCUCGAGGCUGCGACUCUCAACAAACGCUUUUCCUCAGAGACCCAAGAGAACGAUGAAGCAGCUGUGCCAGCCACCUCGCCACAGGAAAAGACAGCUCCAACAGAUGCCUCACCCGACACAGAGUCAAAGCCAUCUGAAAGUGAGCAGGCAACGGAGAAUGCAGUCGGCGAACAAAAGCCCGCAGAGAAUGCAGACAGCGCAGGAGCCGACGUGAAACCUGCGAGUGACGAAAACGUUCUCAGUGAAAACCAAGAUGCCUCGGGCGCUCCUGAGCCAGCAAGCGCCGCUCCUGGCGACGACAAAGAAGCGCCUGGAGAUGCUGCAGAAGCUGCAAAUGCUUUAGUGGCCGAUGACCAAGACAAACAAGACACUGAGAUCUCCGAAUCCCCUUCCCAGACUGACACCCCAGACGCUGCAGCUGGCAGUGACACCGAGAGCCCCACGCCCAACCCUGACACAACAACUCGUGAGGCGGCCAUUACAGAGACACCAGAUGCAACUGGUGCUACUACGGAGACACCAGAGGCAACUGGUGACAGUACUGAGGCGACAGAUGCAACUGGUGCUACUACAGAGACACCAGAUGCAACUGGUGCUACUACGGAGACACCAGAGGCAACUGGUGCUACUACGGAGACACCAGAUGCAAUUGGUGCUACUACAGAGACACCAGAUGCAACUGGUGCUACUACAGAGACACCAGAUGCAACUGGUGACAGUACUGAGCCGACAGAUGCAACUGGUGUGAGCAAGACUUCAGGUACGGACACCGGAUCGGCGUCUGCGGAGGCUACCCCUGCUGAGACACCAACUGAAAGUGGUGCCAGUAAGACCGCAUCUGGUGGCGACGCAGAAAACUCAGCUCCUGAGGGUGCUGCUGGAGAGACGUCAGCUGAAGCUGAUGGAGAUGCGACCUCAACAGGUGACGAGGCGGAAAAGGCAGCUUCUGAGGAUGCUCCAGACAGUCCAGCAACGUCGGAGAAUGCAGAGGACGCUGACACCUCUGAUGCUACAGAGACGCCUGGAGACGGUGAAGAUCAGGGAGCGUCUUCGUCUGAUGACAGCCAAGCAGAUGACACAGAGAACAAAGAAGAUGGGGGGGCUGCAGACGCCUCUUCUUGAACCAUGCCCUGAGAGUGUCUGUGUGGCACCAGGAAGAUGCAUAGAAACACCAAAUCGAGUAUGCGACUGAUGUCUACAAAUGCUGAAUGCUUUACGACGCACCAGUCAAGUGCUUCAGAAAUUCAUUUUUUCUGGAGAAGGCUGGGUGGUAGCAGGUAUAACGCGCGAUACGUGUUUUGCCGGAACGGGUGGAACUCCAUCGAGUACACCGAUACAGGAAAUGCUAUUUUGAACGUUCUUUUUUAAAUGCCCUACGACCUGCACGGCAGGUGUCAGUGGCUGUCGAACUGUGUCGCCUCUUCUCUUUGCUCUGCUCUGAGGCUUCCUCUUGUUUCUUUCAACUCCAUUUAGUUUACACAUUUCUUUGCGCCCCCCCUUUGGUCUCGCCUUUCUGUGUGAAGGACUAUUUGCCUUCAAUUUCUCGAGCAACUCGUCGGGCAAACUGGUCCGAACUCAACCUCUACCAAGUGCCGCUUCUCGUGUGCGCUUGAGCAUACUGAUCCUUAACUUCUUCAGGUUCCU
Molecule: messenger RNA, 2683 nt
Organism: Toxoplasma gondii ME49
Lineage: Eukaryota; Apicomplexa; Conoidasida; Eucoccidiorida; Sarcocystidae
Exons: 4
Coding region: 311-2161 (616 amino acids)
Source: RefSeq, a predicted model, not a curated record